GCUGUACCGCCGCACCAACGAGUGCGAGCAUACCAAACGGCAAUAUUCUGAUCUGAUAAGGUUCUUAGUUUUUGUUUGAUAGCGUUUUAUUUUGCUUUUACCGCUUUUGAAGUGCGUGAUCCUCGGGUUUGAGUCCGCAAGGGAUCCUAGUGCAGUUUUAGAUAGCCGGAGAUAGAACUGUGUAAUCUGAGAUACUUGAUCAGCAAGAUCAAAAUGCCGCGCUUCACUACAGUUUCGAAGUCACUUGAGCUGCACGGUUGGAGCUUGAGCCGAGUUACCGGGAGCCACCACAUUUUCAAGAAGAAAAGCGAACGUGGCGCUGUUGUUUCACCUGUCGGAUGUAUUGCUGUUCCGGUGCAUGACCACAAGGUUUCCCCAGAGAUGUUCCACGUGAUCUGCAGCCACUUACGCAAGGACAAAAAUGCAGAAACCUCCGUCGUGGAAGCAGCCUCUACUGUUCUUCAGGCCACUGCUUCAACUUCGUGCGACAAACAGCCAGAUCAACAUCCUGGGAAAACGUCACGCCAUGAGCUCGAAAGUGCAAGAACGGCGGUCGCCUGGGUGGCAGAAAACGUUGAGCUUGCAACCGACGAAAGUGAUGCUUAUCUAGAAUGGCUCGAUCGCCAAGAACGGUUGAAAGAUGAGAAACGUAAAGACGAGCUCGCGAUAUUGUCUUCCCAAUACGCGGAAGCAGCAACACUACUGGCGGAUGGUCAAGCCGCCGAGGCUCAGACACUUAUUGAGUCGAGGCUGUUGCGCGGACGGUACAAGAAACAGAUCGGAAAGGAGCCGGAGAGCGGAUGCAGUCCGGAGAAACGGAAGCUGCUGGAGGCGAUCGACUUCACGUAUAUGGCGGCGUUGCUUCAGUGCGCGCUCGAGCACUGUCAGUUUGGGUCAAGCAAGCAGCAGGACUUGCUGCGUGAGGUGUGGAAGCUAAUAGGUUUCAUGAAGAGCAAGUGGUGGCGAAACACAAACGGCGCCGAGGAAUUCCAUGAAGAAGCGCUGGCGUACGUGAUGCAGGUGUAUGACGCGAUCACCAUCGAAAAAGCCUUCAUUAGCAAGGACGCGCAGGACACGCACGUGGCCACGGCAAGUCGUCAUUUGAUGAAUGGGAAGACCCCCGAUGCGGAAACUCGAAACCCAGAACUUGUGAAGAAAACGAAAAGAGCAACUAGCGGAAUACUUUUUCUGUUCGAGCUCCUCGACUCGGCUCAAGUGCUGCGGAAUAACGCUGACAAAGUCAUUUGCGGCUGCGUCCGCUCUCUGGGGAAGCUGUGUGAAACGGCGGAGCUGUGCAACCGCUUGUUGGACAUUCUGCACUACAAACAGGAUCCAGAACUCGUCGAAACUCAUUUGAAGCGAAUCCGUCCCGUAUAUCAACAGAAGAAGCAGCUGAUUAUCACAGAGUACAUCCGUCAAGGAUGCUGCUUAGAAGAUGCGAGCGGCAGCACCGAGAGGCCACGCCCAGAGAAGUUGCGCACAGCGGUCGAGAAUUUCGGCAGCCAUGCCAUCAGCGUAUAUCGAUUUGGUUACGAUAUGCAGCUAUUGCAGAUGGUGGUGAAUUUCGACCGGACUUACGUCAAGAGCUUCGGUUGUAAUCGGCAAGAGCUGCUCGCAAAUCACCAGUCCUGGGCCUGCUCGAAGAAAAUCAAGAAUGUGAAGGAGCGUGAUUUUCAUGCCGUUCUAGCGGUGCUGGUAGAGGCCCUCGAAUUCUGCAUCUCUCCGUGUGUCGAAACGAUGAAGUCCAUUCCUUCAGAGACUGAUCCUCAUACAGCCGGCGCUUCAGGGUUCUUAAAGUUUUCAGAGACUGCGGAAUAUGCUUUCAACGAAAUGCACCAGGGUACUGCAGCAGCUUUCUUCUUUCUCGCGCGCUUACGUGCGCCUUUCUUCACUGCAGAUGGGCAGCGGUCCGCUGCCUUUCAGCUGUGUCGGGUUGCUCACUACAUCGAAGGUGGAUAUAAGAUUAGCGGAGACGGUGAAGCAGAUGAGGUCCAUGGAAGUUUUGGUUUUUCGUACUGGCAGUACCAAGCUCUCCCGAUGACGAUUGAACAACUAAACGGAACGCAACCACUGUUAGCAUCGCGACCAACGCCCGCUUCUGUGGACGCUACUAGUCCCGUCAGCAAGGAGAUCCGUGCUAACUGCAUCAGCCUGUUUCAGGCAAACGCGAAGAUAGCUGUCUAUACAAGAGACCGCACAGGGAUGCUUUUGGUCGACCGGCUUGUCGAAGUUGAUGGGGACCGAGAUGCACUCAAUUUCAGCAAGCUGCUACGAGCGCGACCGACGCCUGAGUGGCUUGCCCAGGCUGAGGAGCAAUGGAGCAGUAGUUGCAGGACUUGCGCCACUACUUUUCAGCACGCGGCCCAGAUGCUCGGGAUCAUUCUCAUUGGUGUUCGGAGUGCACAGAAUGCCAACCCAGCAGUUACCAAAACAGAAGAUGCGGUUCGUGUGAAGUAUCUUCGCGAGCUCUUUCAGUGGCUCAAAACAACUGUCAAACUCGACGAGUUGUUGGGGCUCGUAGAGGACCUGCAGAGCCACACAGCAACCUUAUCUAGCUUUCAUCAAUCCCGACCGGCAUGUGAAUGGGCGUCCCGACAACAAUGCAAAAUGUACACGCUGCUGCAGCGAGCAAUUCCGUGUAUCAAUGAGCUCCCAGCGGUAGAGGAGCGACUGCAGAAGUUCAUCGCCAUCGCUCCCGCGGAGUCCGGCAAGAAGAAGCUUACUCCACUGUCGGGAACAUGGAUGGCAGAUUUGAAAGCCAUCAGUGAAGCUGUAGCAGAAGUGAAGGCCACUAUUGACGGAAAUCCUGCCGCUGGUGCGUAGACCACCCCUCCUGAAACCCAUUCCCAUUUAUUUUAUAUCGAGUUGCAGGGAAACCGAAACAGAAACUGAAAUCUUGAUCUUCAUCUUCAACCACACUCAGGCACUGACAUCAGCCGCGAGCGUGACUCGAGGUGCGACAAGUGUUCCGUCGCCAUGGCCAUUUUUAGUACAUGGCAUCAACAUCUGGCGGUCAUUCUAUGUCUCUCCAUACUUUUGUGAAAACUCGGUUGUUUCUGUAGUGUACUGCUAACUAAGAUGCACAGAAAAAAUCGGUUUCAGUUCUGCUCUCGUUCCAGUUAAAGUGAAGUACCGAUUUACUCGUACCGACCCUCGUCCAGCCUCGGUUUCCGGGAAAUUUCGUGAAGAACGGAACCAACUACUAUAGUUUUGUGACACAGACACAGCAAGCAAAACUAUAACUGCCCGACAGACACCCAGACCAUGCCCCUACUCUCUCUUCUUGAUUACCCACGAACUUGACACAGAAACCUUUUUUUGACUACUUACAAUUUCCCGGCGUAAAAUCACAAGUCAGCUUGUUUUUCAAAGACACCUUCGAAAAUUUCAGCUUCUUUUCGGAGCGACAACUCUACCCAUCCCCAAAAAAAUGGUCUGAAUUUUGUUUUCGGUGAUCCCAGCCGUGGCUGGGAGCGCCGCCGCCCUCGCGGGCGCUAAGGUCGUGGCAGACAGUCAAAGCCCCGUACCAGCUGACGAACAGGACACACCGAGACUGGUUUCCCGCUAUUCCCGAGCAGAUGCCAACGGAGAAAUGAGUCACAGCAGAAGUAGACGACCCCUGCUCCUCGCCGAGGGCGAAGCCAUCGCGCCGGACGAAAAGCCGUCUGUCGCAAUGGCAAUAGAGGACUUCAUCGGGGAACCGCCGGGUGCUCCGUCAUUCAAGAGAGAGGACCGGAUUUUCUACGGACCAACUAAGGUAGGUGCGAGAAGAGCACAGGGGAGGUUGCAGGGAAAUCCAGAUUUCUCAAAUAGUGCAGUACAACUCCCAGAAAGGCCGCGGUCAGCGUAAAAUGUGCGGCGCGGUUCUUUUCUGUCAGAAGAGUAGUGUGUGUAAAGAAGAAAAAUCAGGUCGUUUCAAUCCUGAUUUUUUCCGAUAGCUUGUCAUUGAUUCUCAUUGCACCACUCAGGUUUUCUUCAGUAGAUUCGCGAUGUUUUAUUCGGAACACGUACUCCACGCAGUGUGCAGGAGCUAUCGAUUCAAUUUUUUGAGAGAUUUAUUAGCAUGCGCUCGAAUACCUGCAUUUACAUCGAUGCCGUGAUACAAGCCCGAAAACGGUACUUCUCAAGUACCGGCUUGUUGAUUUAAAGUUUCAGUUCGAGUUCUCGACGCAGUUUCUUUUCUUCGGACAUACCGGAACACCCCUCAUCCAUCGUGAACGAACAAGCCGUGAAUCAAGAAGGACCUUUGUGCAAGCAACUGUGAAAUCCACCGGGAGCUCCAUGUCAAGUUGCGCCCAGGUGUGACACCACUUGUCGCGGGGCCGCAAAAAUGUUGGAAG
This is a messenger RNA of Amoebophrya sp. A120, 4340 nucleotides long. The record is from the annotation of a GenBank genome assembly. Lineage: Eukaryota; Dinophyceae; Syndiniales; Amoebophryaceae.